UGGAUUUAACUGUAAACAGUGCCUGUAAAACACAGUUUUAAAGCAGGUAUCACAAUGUUAUAAAUGUACAUUACAGGUCACCAUGCUGCUUGAAUCAGAACAAGUGAGGUUAUAGUUUGUGUCACAGUACUGUAGGAAGCAAGUGCUCAAAGGUUCCACAGUGGAAUAAACAGGGUCCCAAUGCACUGCUCUUGUUUAAAACAUAGUAAAAUGUAUGGGUUGUGUGGCUCAAACACUUGGUUAUGUAAUACAGCCAUAUUUAGCAAGUGUCCUGACUUCCAGUUUAAAGAUAAUAGUAGCCUUUAUUGUCAUUGCACACAAACCUGCACACAACAGAAGUUAGUAGGGUCGGUUCCCAUAAAUGAAAAGAAACAUGCUACAUCCUACAACAGCAAAAAUAUUCAUUGUCACACAAAUUUAUUACUUUUCCACAAGAAUUAUAGAUGAGAAUUAAAGAUGGUCGCUACUUAGGUGACUAAUGACAAUACAAUUAUAACUGUAAUUUGUUUCUUGAGUCGUUUUAAUUUUUUUUAUUAGUAUUUAAAAUGAUGCACUGUUUUUUUAACUUAAUAAACAUUUUUAAAGGGGGAAUGCUGUUUAGUAUAUAAACAUAUGUAUAAUCUUUGUUGCUAUUGGUUACUUUUAUUUAGGUUACUCCAGUUUUCAGUAAUGACGGUAGAGUGUAUGUGAACGUAAACACUCUGGCUUCACCUGUCGUUCAAGCGCUCGUUACUCAGCAGCGACAGAGAAUUCACCGAUGCAAACUGCAGCCUUAGAAGCAAAGUCUCUUUGCUCCGCGGUUAUGGUUGCCCGUCCGCAGCCAAGGGGAUUCUCCCUCCGACAACAAAGUGAUGGAUAACAUCACCGUCCGACAAGGAGAGACAGUCUUUCUCAGGCUGAAUUCUUCUCAUCAUCCCAGGCUUUGUGCUGUGGAGCAAAAGUGUGCACAGGGGGACAUUGUCACCCACACAGCAUGGCUUAACCGGUCAAGUAUACUGUAUGCUGGAGAAGACAAAUGGUCAGUGGAUCCCAGAGUCAAUCUGGUGACACUUAAUCAAGAAGAGUUUACCAUCAAGAUUGAAAAUGUGGACAUGACAGAUGAAGGCCAGUAUGUGUGUGCAGUCCAGACAAGCAGUCGUCCAAGAACCACAUCAGUGCACAUUCUUGUCCAAGUACCACCGAAAAUCAUCAACCUGUCAAGAGAUAUAGUGGUAAACGAAGGCUCCAACGUGACCCUCCUUUGCCAAGCCAGAGGUAAACCAGACCCUGUCAUAACCUGGAAGCUCAUCUCCCCAUCAGGUGACCUGGAAUCAGAUGAUGAGUACCUGGAAAUCCCAUCUAUUACCAGACAGAGAGCAGGGACGUAUGAAUGUACAGCUGUCAAUGAUAUCGACGCUGAUGUGCAGACAGUAGACAUCACUGUCAAUUAUGGUCCAGCUGUGUCCGAGGGCAAAUAUGUUGGAGUGACUCUGGGCCAAAGGGGAGUGCUAGAAUGUGAAGCUGAUGCAGUGCCUGAGGCAGAUUUUGAGUGGUAUAAAGAGGACAGGAGAAUCUUCAACGGCUUUGAUGGCAUGGAGAUAGUGAACACCGGAUCACUGUCAAAGCUCACAUUUUUUAAUGUGUCUGACGGAGAUUAUGGCAACUACACUUGUGUUGCCAUCAACAAACUGGGGAGCUCAAACACAAGCUUCCUUCUGUAUGUGGUAAUUGAACCCACUAGCUCAACGCUAUUGCAAGGACCGAUUGCAGUCCAGGACGGCAGUGGCGGCGCAAUGUGGGUGCACUCACACAUCUGUCUCCUGUUCAUAGUGUUUCUGCCACUCCUGCUCAGAUUUUGAAGAGGAAUGGUAUAAAGUAGUGUGUGAUUGUGUUUUUUUUUAUAUUAAAUCAUAAACUGAUGCAGUCAGUGUGUGAAGCAAAUCCCUGGUAUACAAUGUUGACACACAAAAUGAUGACAAAACUUUGUAGGUCUUUUUUGUUGUGGUAAGGGUGUAACAAAUGUUUUACAUUUAUUGUUUUUUUUUCUCUAAUUUAUAAUAUUCUGGAGCAUCUCUUCACAGUGGUAUCUCUGUGAUAGAAGAUGGUCUUUGUUUGUACCUGUGUUACAUGUCCAUUUUAACUCCAGGAGAAGACUAAUAUAACAAGUCUGAGAGGUGAAUACCUCAACGUUGAACAAGAACAGUGAAGCAGGUGGAUUUUAGGUCAACCUUAAAAAGUAUUAUCAUAUUUUAAUGUAUAAUAAUUAUGAUCUGAUUGUUGCUAGCUUAAUUGUUUUUAUUGUAUUUUAGUUCUCAGUUCUCAGAAUUACAGUGAAGCUGUGAAACAGUUGUGUUCAGCUACUAAUUGUGAAUUUACAUUUUGAGAAGGGAAAUUAUUUAGGACAUGUAUUUGUUUUAAAUUUUUUAUGUUUUAUUUUUCUUUACUAGUACUAGUAAAGUUGUACUAGUCGUACACACCAAUGGUGUCAAAAUACUUUUGUUAUAAUUAAGCAAAGGGAGACACAAAGUAUUCCACUUUUGUGCAGUCAGUGUCUGACUGAAGUAAUCAAAUGUAUUAAUGCUUUUGUUAUUUCUUUGAACAUCACACAUUUUCUACACAACAGAAACAUUUGGCACAAUGUUGCUGUUUAUGAUUCAAACCAGCAUUGGAAGGUUACAGAGCACUGAGUAAGGUCAUGUUAAUAUUACAUAACCAUAUGUUUUGUGUGUGUAUUUAGCCACUGGUUACCCAAAGAGUAUAGCAGUUUAUGUAAAUCACAUAUUUUUUAGUCAUCACAUUAACCAAAACAAUCUUCACAUAGUUUCAGGAGUUUUGUUUAACAACAUAGUACUGUUUCGUCAAACACAAAUGUUUUAAUAUGGGUUUAACAUAUAAACAAUUAAAAUGAUCUAAAAGUAAGUCAAAGAAUUAUUGCAUGGGUCAUUAGCAUGAAAUGUUAAAUUCAUUACAUUUACAGCUCUAAUAGAAAGAAACCAGAAGUGUAGGCUUACUGUAACGUAUGCAAGUCAAUUGCAAUAACUGAGACUGAUCACAAGUCACAUUAAAACAUUGCAGGUGUUUUCAAAGGCAGUAAACAAACAACAGACCUCAAAUACCUGAGGGGUGUUGCACAAAAGUAAGGAUACCCACGAUAAGGGAAAUCCUGGCCUGACCGUACAAGAUGGUUGAUGUUCAUGGAUUUGUUUAAAAUACCAUAUGUAUCAGUCACAUAAUUAUUGAUUAAAAAUGAGCAAAACUUGGGUAUCAUUCUUCGCCUACAUAGAAAUAAAAAGAGAAAAAGAGUCAUUUGUAAGAAGCGAAAGGUGACCACUAUAAUUUUUAUUUUAGCAGCCGUGGAAAUUUCUAUCCUGCUUAAAUGUGCAUGUAGCACAUACAUAAUUGCUAAACAAUGCCCCAGAAUUAUAGCAUACACUAUAAAUGCCUUAGAUGUAACCAUCAGUUGUUACUCAUGUUACUCAGGAAACUAAAAAGGUUAUUUACAAGUGCAUUUUGUCUGUUUAAUUUAUUAUUAUUUAAUCAAAGCUAUUGUACACUUAAUCAGCUAUCAAUAUAAUAUCAAUAGAUUAUCAUGUUAAUGUAUUCUUAAUCAAUGUAAUAUUUAUUAAUUAAUAUAUUAUUUAUUAAUUUUGUUCUAUAAGCACAUGACGCAAACAUGUCUAGAGGAAAAAGAACAUGUCUGCUGAAUAAAAUUCCACAGUUACAGUAUUAAUUACAACUAUUACAUUAGCAUUUUAAAAGUCAAAGUGGAAAGUGUUUACUCCAGUUAGCUUGUGGUAACCUGAUGUCUUAUUAUAAUUCCUGCUCCGGCAUCUAUGUUGUAUGUAAGUCCAAAAACCUGUACAGUAUUUACUGAAAACUGUAAAUGCAGAAAUGAAUGGAAGUAUCUGGGGUAGUUUAUUGCAAAAUAAUAAUAAAACAAUAAUUUUAAUAGAACAAUAAGUCAUUAGAAUUAACUGUUAUGGACGAGCUAACUUCAGAGAAUACAUUUCCAACUUAACUUAAUUCAUCUUUAUUUAAUCUGCUCUCAAGCAACUAAAUUAGGAUGGGUGAAGUGGAUGAAUAAAAAACAGGCAACACAAAAUCAAUCUCCAUGGUAACUGGACUGGGAUUAAUUCAUCCUGCUUUUGUGCAACUGUGCAAGGAUAACUUCAGCCAAAAGAUUUGGCAAAUCUGGGGUUAAUUCUCUAUCUUGUUUUUGUGUAACACCCCUCUCAUUUAGCUGUGAGCGUGAGGAGUUUAUGCAACAUUGAGUAACCUCUCACAAACACGACAGCAAAAAUUAAAGCCUCUAAUUUAUCUUUAUUAUGUCUCUUUUGCUGGCAAGUGAUUCGUGACUGCAUGACUGCAUUCAGGUUCCAGCUAGCAGUGGGGAAAAUGCUGAGUGACAACACCAAACUAUUAAGACUUGUGUGUUGGUGGUUCUGUAUAUUGUGGGCAUGACUUGUUUUUUAAUGAAUCUCUUACUUUUGUGUGCAGCAUCACAGCAACCCUAACUUUGAGAUAUUAUGCUUCUAUACAACUAAACUGUAAUUAGUAUAGACAUAAUGACAGUAAGUUGAUUGUCAGCGAGUUGCAAAUAUGUGCGUUUUACUGAGCAUAUCAGUAAGAGGUUUACAGGCAUUCAGGAACGUUAGGCUUUUGUUCCUACAGCAUUAUUAACAGUAAUGGUAAUGAUAAAUUGGCCACUAUCAUGACUUACACUGAUUUCUGCAUUUUCUUUAUUUCAAUGAAACCUAAACUCAUGUGGGGGUGGGGGGUAGCAGGUUACUCUGCUACUGUAUGGUACCAUGUCACUCAUGGUGAACUUUCUAUGGAGACGUGGUAUAAACCUAACCUAAACCUGGCCCUUAACACUGAGCUCUCUUCAUCUAGUGUUUCUAUUUUCAGCCUCUUCUUUGCAACUUGCUCUUCAUUAAGACAUUUAUUGUGUUAUUCAUUAAAACAAUUACAUUGCA
Molecule: messenger RNA, 4955 nt
Organism: Betta splendens (Siamese fighting fish)
Lineage: Eukaryota; Metazoa; Chordata; Actinopteri; Anabantiformes; Osphronemidae
Gene: ntm
Product: neurotrimin
Exons: 10
Coding region: 852-1838 (328 amino acids)
Cellular component (GO): neuron projection
Source: RefSeq, a predicted model, not a curated record